Larimichthys crocea (large yellow croaker) is the source of this 1223-nucleotide messenger RNA. Its product is annotated as cholesterol 25-hydroxylase-like protein. Gene Ontology annotation, biological process: lipid biosynthetic process. The record is from RefSeq and is a predicted model, not a curated record. Gene Ontology annotation, molecular function: iron ion binding; oxidoreductase activity. The transcript has a single exon. NCBI's taxonomy places the organism in Eukaryota, Metazoa, Chordata, Actinopteri, Sciaenidae. The coding region runs from base 17 to 832 and encodes 271 amino acids.
UUCUCAUACUGCAGGGAUGGCACACUCAGAGAGCACAGAGGAGCUCCGUCUGCAGACUCUUUGGGACUGGUUGAGACAACAGAGCCUCUUAAGAUCUCCAUUUUUCCCGGUUUUAUUCUCUCUGACUGUCUACCUGAGCUGCUGCUUGCCUUACAUUUGUCUGGAUUUGCUCUAUUACAGACUGACUCUGGUGCGACGCUUCAAGAUCCAGCCUCAAAGCAAGGUAACAUGGGCAAUGGCUUGGAAGUGCUUGCGCAAAAUUUUACACAACCAUGUGUGUUUCAUUUUCCCCCUGUCUGUUGUGCACUGGUACUUCAGACCGGUGUUUUCUCCUCUGCUGGCACCCAAGAUGUUAACUGUUGUUAGGGAUGUACUGGCUUGCCUCCUCCUAUUCGACAUGCAGUACUUUUUUUGGCAUCUGCUUCAUCACAAAGUGUCCUGGCUCUACCAUUUCUUCCACAAGGAGCACCACUUCUACACAGCCUCUUUCUCACUGACAACAGAGCACACUGGUGUCUGGGAGAUGCUGAGCCUCAGCAUCUUUACAACACUAAACCCUGCGCUCCUGGACUGCCAUCCACUCACAGAGAUGCUCUUCUAUAUCACUAACAUGUAUCUGUCUGUGGAGGCUCACUCCGGCUAUGAAUUUCCCUGGUCUCCACACAGACUGUUACCUUUCGGUCUCUACGGAGGAGCACAGCAUCACGACCUCCACCAUCUGAAAUUCAAAGUGAACUACGCGCCGUACUUCACACACUGGGACAGACUUUUUGGGACACUGCGAGGAGAAGACACACAGAGGAAAUCAGGAAAGAUUUCAAAGAGGUCAUGAUUAUCAGAUUAUGUGAAGGACAUUUUGUUUUCAGAAUAUAAUCUUGACUGCAGCAAUGAAUAACAGUUACGCAUUGACAUUUUAUUAUUGUAUUCAUGUAUAAAAAAACAUUUAAAAACUGUUGUCAUAUUUAAAAUGUAAACUUUAAAGGUGGCUGUAAAAACUUUGUUGAAGUACAUCAAAUAAUAUCAAUCGUAAUUUAGACCAGUGAACCAGCUAUUAAUACAAAAAGUAUGUAUAUGAUUGUAUAAUGUAUAAUGUACAUGAGGCAACUGCCUGAGCAUAUACAGUUUGACAGCAGAGAAGUGGAUUUAUAUGCAGGAGCAGCUUAAAAGGUUUCUAAAGUCUUGUCACCAUUCAUUGUAAUGCAAGUAUAUUUAAUUUAUUAAAG